AUGCGGCCCAAGGACCAAGUACCUGUUAACCAAAAGUCCGGUGUCAUUUACUGUAUUGACUGUCUUUGUGGGCAAGCCAAUUAUGUUGGUCAAACCGGCAAACGGGUUCUCACGAGAAUGCACCAGCAUGAACUCGUCGUGCGACCUAAGGAAAAGCUUUCCCUGGUGGCCGCCCACGCACCCACUCUAGAGCACAGCUUCGACUUCGGACGCGUGCGAAUAGUGGGUCGGUCAGACGACCGAACUUCACGCCUGCUGCAGGAAGCAUGGCAUUCACGCGUGGACUCAAUUAACAGGCAUAUCGAGCUUCCUGAUGCCUACUUUGCGUUGCGUGAGCAGACCGAGGGCAGAGCUCAAGGGCAGAGGUCAAUUCCGGCAGAACCGAGUUAA
Dibothriocephalus latus is the source of this 390-nucleotide messenger RNA. Lineage: Eukaryota; Metazoa; Platyhelminthes; Cestoda; Diphyllobothriidea; Diphyllobothriidae. The record is from the annotation of a GenBank genome assembly.